This is a messenger RNA of Amoebophrya sp. A25, 330 nucleotides long. The record is from the annotation of a GenBank genome assembly. Lineage: Eukaryota; Dinophyceae; Syndiniales; Amoebophryaceae.
ACGAAAUUAGGAAAGCUGAGGCGAAGCAAGGCUCCUUUGGAGUUGUUAAGGCUAGUACGAGAAAUCCAUCGUCACAGGCGACGUCCUGGUUCCGUUUCUAAAGGGAAAAGGGGACUCAAGACGCUCCUGCAGAAGGGCUGCUCUUAGUUCUAAUAGGGGCGCGGUUCGGCGGUUGUUAGGUAGGCAAGAUUUCGCGAAAAAAGCAGAAGAGAUGGAUGAAAAAAGGCUCAAUGAUAUAGCUGGAGGGGGAGAGGGAAAUCAGGCCAUAGAAGAUGCUUUUAGGAAAGCGGAUAGUCCAUCUAGUAGUCCAAAGAAGAAAAAGAAGGGGAG